AUGGCAGCCGCUUCAGGGACAUUAACCGUAGCGCCGCCACGUCUUCUGGAUUCCAUGUUUCCCGGCAUGGAGUUCCCUAGGCCGUUCGCGAACGGGGACGUCGCGAACAGUUUCGCGACCGGCGAGAGCGCCAGGCUCUCGCAAUCGGAUGGUGCGAACAGCUUCUACGAAACGGGAAAAACAGCCAACCGAAAUCAGCGCGGUAGCGGCAGCGCUGCUGCUGGUUCCGCUGCGGCGACGUCUCCAUCCGGUGCCGUGGACGCCGCUGACGUGGACGGGUUACAUGCGCAACGGGACGCGGUUUUGCGGGGAUUCGAGAUCACGGAGCCAGCGAGAGACGACAAGGAGACGGGCGAGAAGGCCAAGUACAUGGCGUCGAUUCUGGAGGCUUACCAGCAGCUGCUGGAAGAACGGACCCAGUACCACUUUGGCUAUCCCUACAACCUGGAUUUCGACUAUGGCGCCCUGGCGGGUCUGCAGCACUUCUCCAUAAACAAUCUCGGGGAUCCCUUUAUCGAGAGCAACUAUGGCGUGCACUCCCGCCCAUUCGAGGUGGGCGUUCUCAAUUGGUUUGCUCGCCUGUGGGACUUAGACGAGGGCGACUAUUGGGGCUACAUCACCAACUGUGGCACAGAAGGAAAUCUGCACGGCAUCCUGGUUGGGAGGGAAGUCCUGCCAGACGGGGUGCUGUACGCGUCUAGGGAGUCCCAUUAUUCUGUGUUCAAGGCAGCUCGCAUGUAUCGUAUGGAGUGUGAGAAGGUGGCGACCCACACGGCUGGGGACAUUGACUGCCGGGAUCUGGCUGGCAAGCUCGCCAAGCACCGAGGGCGACCUGCAAUCCUCAAUGUGAACAUUGGCACCACGGUGAAGGGAGCGGUGGACGAUUUGGAUUUGGUCAUCACCACACUGCACGAGGCAGGCCUGUCAGACGAUCAGUUCUACAUCCACUGCGACGGCGCCCUCUUUGGCCUCAUGCUGCCCUUUGUGAAGAAGGCCCCACGUGUGACUUUCAAGAAGCCUAUCGGCAGUGUGUCAGUGUCAGGCCACAAAUUCGUCGGUUGUCCCAUGCCCUGCGGGGUGCAGAUCAUGCGUCGCUGCUAUCUUUCCGCUCUCUCCUCUGACAUCGAAUACUUAGCCUCUCGCGACGCCACCAUCAUGGGCUCGCGCAACGGGCACGCACCCAUCUUCCUCUGGUAUACCCUCAACAAAAAGGGUUACCGCGGAUUCCGGAAAGACGUGCAGCGGUGCCUGCGGAACGCGCUGCACCUGCACGCGCGGCUGCGGGCGGCUGGGUUUGGAGCGAUGCUGAACACUCUCAGCAGCACGGUGGUUUUUGAGAGGCCUGAAGAGGAGGGGUUUGUGAGGCGGUGGCAGCUGGCUUGCCAGGGGAAGGUGGCGCAUGCUGUGGUGAUGCCGAAGAACUGCUCGUGCACGGCCCACAUUGCCAUCUGGCGCACUCGCGUGGAGCAGCAUGCAGAGAGAAGACGGUACAGCUGCUACAGUGACACGUCAGGGGACGACUCUUCGUUGCAUGGCAGCAGCUCAGUGCAAAGACUGCUGUAA
This is a messenger RNA of Closterium sp. Yama58-4, 1563 nucleotides long. The record is from the annotation of a GenBank genome assembly. Lineage: Eukaryota; Viridiplantae; Streptophyta; Zygnematophyceae; Desmidiales; Closteriaceae.